AUGGAUGCGAUUCUUUCAUUCAAUCCGACUGUCUCUAUCACAGCAGCUGCCGUCGCCAAUUCAUUGCGUCUUAUUCGGGCCACAGACAAGCUUCGUGCUCUUCUUCGUGGGUUGAAUGACAAACUCCCGUUAGAUGUCACCGGUGUGUUACCUGUUUCUUCCGCUUUCCGCGACACAGCUGUUUUUCCACCGGUGGUGUCUGUUCCUACUGCACCCGCCCGGGAUAACAGAAGUUACAUUCCGAACUUCUCGCGGCUGAACGGCCCUCAGUCCCCGGUCUUCCCACUGUAUGGUUAG
This is a messenger RNA of Echinostoma caproni, 297 nucleotides long. The record is from the annotation of a GenBank genome assembly. Lineage: Eukaryota; Metazoa; Platyhelminthes; Trematoda; Plagiorchiida; Echinostomatidae.